Messenger RNA from Closterium sp. NIES-67, 1818 nucleotides. The record is from the annotation of a GenBank genome assembly. Lineage: Eukaryota; Viridiplantae; Streptophyta; Zygnematophyceae; Desmidiales; Closteriaceae.
AUAGAACCACAUCAGCUGCAGCAAAGUCUGUCAGCUGGUUCUCCAGGCUCUUGGACUGUAGAACAAGUGACCGUUGUAGUUGAGGUUCGUAGAGGCGAUUCUGCCCUUUCCGCGAUUCGCGAAGAGAACCGAGACGUGCACGUUAUAUGAGUCGAGCUUCGCUAGCAACGACCGUAUCUAUCGCCAUUCGCAAAUCGUUGGCGAAAUAUCUCGGACGACGCAUGUCCUGAUUAUGUAAAGAGUUCAGGACAAGUCGCGUGCUCUCGUGGCAGCCUUGUAGAGCAGCAACGAUGACGAGGAAUACACGUCUUAGAAGCGUCAGGGUCUGAGUGGCUAACUCGGCUUAGCUCGUAAAGCUUACCAGGCGCACGGUUGGAUCUGUGGGUUAUUAGUCUGGUUUGUGGAGGACCAGCUACAAUGUCUUUCUUCUCGCGGCUUAUAAAGGGGUCGCGUGUAUCGGAGGAUCUGGACCAGGAGUACCCCGUUAGGAAGGAUGUUGAUGUCAGCCAAGUCAGCAAGUUCCGUCCGCGGGUGAAGAAGCGGCUGUCAAAGGAGAGGUGGGAGGCGUGUCUGGACGAGUUCGGCCGGGUGUGGGCCAUAGAUGCGGCGCUCAAGCACAUACAGCGAGGGGGCAUAGAGCCGAGCAUUCGAUCGGAGGUGUGGCCGUUUCUCCUGGGGCUCUUCUCGCCCAACAGCACGUACGACGAGAGGGACGCCAUGCGGGAAGCCCGCAGGAACUUCUACGCGCACCUGAAGCACGAGUGCAACGAGAUUGACCCGGUGGUGGGCAGUGGGGUCGUGGUGGACUUCCCUCGCGUGCUGGAGGACGGCUCCAACGUGCCCGUGCCCUCCUACUACCAAGGCCCUGAUAUUGACACCCUCUCCACUCCUGCUGCUGCUGCUGCUGGUGCUGUUGCUGAUGGUACCGGUGCUGGUGGUGCUGGUGGUGGUGGUGGUGGUGAUCGUGAGGCGAAUGGUGGAGGGAGGGAAGGAGGGGGGGGGAGGGAGGGAGGGGAGGGGCAGAGCCCGGUGCUGACGGCGCGGCAGAAGCUGGUGCGGAGGGUGGGGGAGGAGCGCAUCCGCAAGUGGCGGCUGGGGCUGCACCAGAUAGGCGUGGACGUGCAGAGGGCGGACCGCACGCUGGUGUUCUACGAGGAGGAGGGCAACAGGUCGAGACUCAUGGAGGUGCUGGCGGUUUAUUCAUGGUUCGACCCGGAAGUGGGGUACUGCCAAGGCAUGAGUGACCUCAUGUCGCCUUUCAUCGUCACCUUCCCCAACAACGCCGAUGCCUUCUGGUGCUUUGAGCGCCUCAUGCGCCCCAUUCGGAGCGACUUCAUGGGCACAUCGGCCAGCAUCGGCGUGCAGAAGGAGAUUGACAACCUCAAGAAUAUCACUAGAGUGCUCGACCCGGAGCUCUACGCUCACCUAGACGAGAUCGGCGCGGGCUCCAUGUUCUUCACGGUGCGGCCCAUCAUGGCCAUGUUCCGGCGGGAGCUGUCCUUUGCCGACUCCAUCUACUUCUGGGAGAUGAUGUGGUCAUGGGAUUAUGAUGCCAGGGACGCUGACUUAUUGGCCAUGGCGGACCAGUCCGUGCUGCACCACACCAUGCACCUCUCGCACUCCGUCCUCUCCCCCACGCCCUCGACCAAGCCUCUUUUGCCGCCGCCACCACCGCCGCUGCCGAAGCUGCCGCUGCUGUCACCUCCUCCGAGGGCUCUGGGGUCGUUGGCAUGCCGUCCGAUGCUGCCAAGGCUGCUGCCAGCGCUGCUGCCGCUGCUGUGGUGACUAGGGCUGGGGGCGGGGAGGAGGAGGAGCAGG